This is a messenger RNA of Salarias fasciatus (jewelled blenny), 1067 nucleotides long. RefSeq names its product cyclin-dependent kinase inhibitor 2D (p19, inhibits CDK4) (gene cdkn2d). Gene Ontology annotation, molecular function: protein binding. The record is from RefSeq and is a predicted model, not a curated record. Lineage: Eukaryota; Metazoa; Chordata; Actinopteri; Blenniiformes; Blenniidae. Gene Ontology annotation, cellular component: nucleus.
AUGGUCCUGAGACAGAUGGAUGCCGGGAGCUUGACGGCGGCGGCAGCCAAGGGGAAUACGAUGGAGGUGCAGCGGAUCCUGGAGGAAUGCAGAGUGCAUCCUGACACUCUCAAUGAGUUUGGCAGGACGGCCCUGCAGGUGAUGAUGAUGGGGAACGCCAAGAUCGCCACUUUGUUGUGAAAAGGAGCCGACCCCAACGUCCAGGACAAGCACGGGAUCGCUCCCGUCCACGACGCGGCCCGGACCGGUUUCCUGGACACCCUGCAGGUCCUGGUGGAGUACGGCGCCUCCGUGAACGUCCCGGACAGAAGCGGCGCCCUGCCAAUCCACAUCGCCAUCCGGGAGGGCCACCGCGACGUGGUGAAGUUCUUAGCACCGCGAUCUGACCUGAAGCACGCCAACACCAGCGGUCAGACGGCGAUAGACGUGGCACGGGCCUCGUGCGUGCCGGAUAUGAUUGACUUGCUUUUUGCUCACAUCCAUAGUUAGUCAGACGUUGGGGUGUUUUCCUCGCAGCCAUAACCUCACAAGUUGUUUUGCUUCAAACCUGGUGACUUGAAUUCAUUGCUGUGUAAAGGGUUAUUUUGUGUGAUUGGGGCUCAGCAUUAAUAUGUGAAACAGGACAUAUUGGUCUGGCAGAUUAAUUUCAGUGGAUGGGUGGCUAUAUACUGUAGACACUCUUUUGCACAGUGCAGUUUAGGCACCUCUAUAGUAUUCGUAUAUAUCUGUUUUCCCUAUUCAUUGGGAGUGCACAUUUGUAGAUAGUUUCCCCCAGUGUUUCUUAAUGUUGUGUUUCCACUGUGUAUGAAUUGUAACAGUUGAUUGAUUUUGUUUGUUUAUCAUUUUUACAAAACUUGACAUGGUGCACCCUGAUUGCUUUGCAUAGUUGUGUUUCUGUUAAUUAGAUGAACUUAGACUUUAUGCUUACUUAUUUAUUGUUGGAAUAGGACUAAAUAUUCCUUUGUAAAUAGCGACAUUAUUGUGAUUUGUUGAGAUGUUAUUUAUACAAAUACUUUUAAAACUAAGGAGGUUAUUCACUUUGCUAUUUGAAGAAGAAAGCACAAAAA